Molecule: messenger RNA, 225 nt
Organism: Linum trigynum
Lineage: Eukaryota; Viridiplantae; Streptophyta; Magnoliopsida; Malpighiales; Linaceae
Source: the annotation of a GenBank genome assembly
AUGCGGUGGUUAUCCGUGAUGGCAACCCAAAUCGCGCCGACGCCGCGAUCUGCUGUAGUGAUGCCGACGGAGAAGAAGGCGAACAGGUCAGGAGUGCGACUAGGAGCGUUCUCGAAUCCGAGAGGAGAAGCCGGACCUGGAGACGGAGGCGGAGUCGGCCUGGUCGCCGUGCCACCGGAGCGAUUGCGCAUCAUCGAAGAAGGAGGGCGGCGACCGAUGCCGUGA